AUGUGGAAGUGGCCGACAAGUUUACUAGUUUCGUUUCCCAAAUCUAUUCGCUGCACCUCAACUACUGCAGAAUCGGCUCCACGUUUAAAAACUUUCUCCAUUUACAGAUGGAAUCCAGAUCGACCUGGUGAAAAACCUUCAAUGCAAAACUAUCAGGUUGAUCUCAAUAACUGUGGCCCUAUGGUUUUGGAUGCUUUAAUAAAGAUAAAAAAUGAACAAGAUCCCACUUUAACAUUUCGACGUUCUUGUCGUGAAGGCAUAUGUGGUUCAUGUGCAAUGAAUAUCGGAGGUCGUAAUCAUCUUGCUUGUAUCUGGGAAAUCGAUACGGAUGUUAGCAAAACAACUAAAAUAUACCCAUUACCUCAUAUGUAUGUUAUAAAAGAUUUAAUUCCAGACAUGAGUAACUUUUACGCUCAAUACCGCUUUAUUGAACCUUAUUUGAAAAAGAAAAAUGUUACCGAAGAAGACAUUGGAAAGAAAACAUAUUAUCAGUCAGCUGAAGAUAGAGCUAAGUUAGACGGACUGUAUGAGUGUAUAUUAUGUGCAUGCUGUUCAACGUCAUGCCCAUCUUAUUGGUGGAAUGGGGACAAGUAUUUAGGUCCUGCGGUUCUCCUCCAGGCUUAUAGAUGGUUAGCUGAUUCACGUGAUGACUACACAUACGAACGUUUGGCUGAAUUUCAGAAUAAAUGGUCAGUUUAUCGUUGCCACACUAUAAUGAAUUGUACAGAAACUUGUCCAAAAGGGUUGAAUCCAGGUUUGGCUAUUGCAGAAAUCAAGAAGAUGCUGAUCUAUUUUAAUCAGUACAAGGACAAAAAACCGGAGACAAGAACUGUGUAA
This is a messenger RNA of Heterobilharzia americana, 837 nucleotides long. The record is from the annotation of a GenBank genome assembly. Lineage: Eukaryota; Metazoa; Platyhelminthes; Trematoda; Strigeidida; Schistosomatidae.